AUGUUGUGUGCCGAGGCAUGUCCUCGGUGUGGCAACAUGGAAGUCCCUUACCCUCUUAGCACCGGAGAUGGAUGUGGAGACCCUAGGUACAGAGUUUACUGCAACAAUGGUGUCCUAGAGUUCAUGUCGGCUGAAGGGUUUUACUAUAGGAUCCUGAGCAUCAACCCAUUUGCUUCUAGGCUAGUAUUAAGCCCACCUUCGAUACAAAGCAACUCGUGUUACUCUUCUGACCUCAAGUUAGGAGGCAUUAGGCUCGACGACGAGUCCCCCUUUAACAUUUCGACUCGUAACACGGUCAUGUUGUUCAACUGCUCCGACAACAUUCUUUUGUCGCCCUUGAACUGUUCCUCCAGUAGCUUUUGUCGUAAGUUUGAAGCUUUGGGUGUGGGGAGUGGAUGCAAAGGCACCCUUUGUUGCCAUUACUUAAAAGAUUCGUCCAUGAAUUCUCACAAGAUUAGGGUACGGGUUGGAGGGUGCACUGCUUACACGUCGAUCAUCGAUGUGAGGCCCGACGAUCCUGCCGAGACAUGGAAUUAUGGCAUUGAGCUACAAUGGGCGCCUCCGCACUUAUGA
Linum tenue is the source of this 573-nucleotide messenger RNA. The record is from the annotation of a GenBank genome assembly. Lineage: Eukaryota; Viridiplantae; Streptophyta; Magnoliopsida; Malpighiales; Linaceae.